AUGGCGGAACCUCCAAUCGUGCUCGACGGAGGAACCGGAUUCCUGAAGGUUGGCUAUGCCGGUCAGAACUUCCCCGAAUUCCAAUACCCAUCCAUCGUCGGCCGACCGAUCCUGCGAUCCGAAGAGAAAGGCAACGAUGGGCUGGUCAUCAAAGACAUCAUGUGCGGCGACGAAGCCGCCGCAGCACGAACGAUGUUGCAAGUCUCGUACCCUAUGGAAAACGGAAUCGUCAAGAAGUGGGAUGACAUGCAACAUCUGUGGGAUUACACUUUCUAUGAGAAGAUGAAGGUUGAUACUACGGGUCGCAAGAUCUUGCUUACGGAGCCCCCGAUGAAUCCGCUUAGGAAUCGGGAACAGAUGUGUGAGGUUAUGUUUGAGCGGUAUCAGUUUGGGGGUGUUUAUGUGGCUAUUCAGGCGGUUUUGGCGUUGUAUGCUCAGGGUCUGAGCUCUGGAGUUGUGGUUGAUUCGGGAGAUGGAGUUACCCAUAUCGUACCAGUUUACGAAUCAGUAGUCCUCAAUCAUCUGACACGCCGUCUAGAUGUUGCAGGUCGAGAUGUCACUCGCAACUUGAUUGCGCUUCUGCUCCGUCGCGGAUAUGCGCUAAACCGAACAGCUGAUUUCGAGACAGUCAGACAGAUCAAGGAGAAGCUUUGUUAUGUUUCAUAUGAUCUAGAGCUUGAUCAGAGACUUAGUGAAGAUACUACCGUUUUGGUAGAGAGCUACACUCUUCCAGACGGCCGAGUGAUCCGAGUGGGAAGCGAACGAUUCGAAGCUCCAGAGUGUCUUUUCCAACCACACUUAGUGGACGUUGAGCAACCUGGUAUUGCCGAAUUCCUAUUCAACACUAUUCAAGCCGCGGAUGUCGAUGUUCGUUCGUCACUUUUCAAAGCCAUCGUUCUCUCAGGUGGUAGCAGCAUGUACCCAGGUCUUCCAUCACGUUUAGAAAAGGAACUCAAACAACUAUGGUUGACCAAGGUUCUGGGAGGAAACCCAGAGAGGUUGAGUAAGUUUAAGGUCAGGAUUGAAGAUCCGCCGAGGAGAAGACAUAUGGUGUUCUUGGGUGGUGCGGUUUUGGCGAACAUUAUGGCGGAUAAGGAGAAUAUGUGGAUUACAAAAGCGGAAUGGGAGGAGCAAGGGACGAGGGUGCUGGAAAAGUUGGGACCUAGAUAG
Molecule: messenger RNA, 1170 nt
Organism: Glarea lozoyensis ATCC 20868
Lineage: Eukaryota; Fungi; Ascomycota; Leotiomycetes; Helotiales; Helotiaceae
Product: Actin-like ATPase
Exons: 4
Coding region: 1-1170 (389 amino acids)
Biological process (GO): Arp2/3 complex-mediated actin nucleation
Cellular component (GO): actin cortical patch; Arp2/3 protein complex
Molecular function (GO): actin filament binding
Source: RefSeq, a predicted model, not a curated record